GUCUGUUUGUAAAAACAGUAAUUUUUUUCUCGUAGCAAAGCUAUUGUAAAAUCGACUUUUUUCCAAACGUUGUAAGUAGCUUAUAGAUAUUUUUGUCGUAUAAUAUGCUAUUACGUCAACUUAGUUAAGCAUAAAUUCAAGUGUUUUUUUCUCUACAAGAAUUUCCAAGGCGGCUUGAAGCAGUUUCCAUUGAUUAUGGAUAAAGUAAUGGAAGAUCAUAUAAAAUAUGAAGCUGAAGAGUCAGAACGAUUAGCGCAACAAAUGCUUGCAAGUGAUCAUGUCUGGGAGGAAGUGGUCAUUGAUGAUUCUAAUGAACCAGGAUGGGAAGAAGAAGUUGAAGCUCAGACAAUAGAGGAGGAGGUGACAGCAGAAGAUACUGUUAUGCAGGAAGAACCAAAUGUGUCAAUGGCAGCGCAGGAAGUGGAUAAUUCACAGACAGAGACUGUUGAACAUAACACUGUCACCGUCCCCGAGGAGAUGGUUGAAACUGAGGUGGACGCGGCCGUAGAGUCCAUUGAGGAGGUGCAGUCAUCUCCAGUCAUCACUAGGGUCAAGAGCCUAGCAACCAAACCGAUACAGAAGUUUGUCAAUUUUAACAACAUCAAGCUGAUGCCGAAAGGGAGCUUUGUAAACAUUGGCAACAAGAAAAUGCAGCUCGUCACGUUGACAAAAGACAACAAGUUCAUCCCUGGGAAGAUUGUCAGUAUGAGUCCUGAAAAGAAGCUGGUUCCCGGGAAGGUGGUUAUCGGGAAUACUGAAAAGAGGUUUCUCCCAGGCAAAGUGGUGAGGUUGAGUGGUGGGGAGAACAGGAUACUGACGACCACUGGGAAGCUGGUGCCGAUCGGAGACCGCAAGAUGAUGCAGACCAAGGUCGUAAAGAUUCCGAGCAGCAACUUGGGGAACGCAAACGUGGUCAACAACAGAGUCGUCCCGGCAAAGGUGGUCACCAUCGCCAAUGAGGUGAAGCAGGAAACCUCUAACAAGGAGGUGACUAUCUACAUCACAGGUCUGGCCGGGGACAAGGUGCAGAUACGAGACAAGCUGCAGCUCAACAAACUACAGAUUGGCGACAGGGUACAGUUGGGUCAGCGGGAGAUGGACCCGGAGACAGAGGGCUGGAGGUCAGAUCACAUUGACGCUUGUCUCCCCACGGAUGGCUCCGAGAUACAUAUUGUCAAUCCCAACGAUGCAUCAGAGGGACACUUUCUGCUAGAGACAGAGGCUCCGCAGCCCUACGACUUGGCCAAUCUGACCUGCAAUAUCUGCGACAGACAGUUCACACAACUCAAGUACUUGCUGAGUCACCAGCAGACACACAUGAUGUCUGAACCUGUCAACUGUGAACUCUGCGGCAAGACCUUCAAGAGGAGAUAUGACUUGUUACGUCACAAGCGCAGGUCACACCCCGAGGUAGACACAAUGUACCAGUGUGACGUGUGCCAGAAGACAUUUACUGAUCGUUUGGUGGCCAACAGGCAUCGGCUCAUGCACUCGGAAGAUUUCAAAUACUGCUGCGAGGUGUGCAACCGUCCGUUUAAGAUGGUUCAUGACCUCAAGCGCCACCGCAGCAUUCACUAUGAUGAGAAGCCGUUUGAGUGUGAGAUCUGCUACAAGAAAUUCAAACACAAGAGCAACUUGAAGACCCACCAGGCCACUCACUACUCAGAGAAACCCUACUCCUGCACACUUUGCGACAAGAGGUUCCACCAGAAGGGCAACCUCAAGACACACCUGAUUGUACACACGGGAGAGAUGCCAUUUGUGUGCAACAUCUGCAACAAGCGGUUCCACACACGGAGUGGAUUGUUGAACCACUCGUACAGCCACUCGGACGACAAGCCUUUCCAGUGCGACAUCUGUGAGAAGACGUUCAACUGGAAGUCAGGUCUACUGACACAUCAGCAGACACACAGACAGCGAGUGGUGCCUGAGGAGGUACAGGUCAUAGAGAUAGGACCCAUACAUGGCGAGAUGUAGAGGCACAAGUUAUGUGCUGAACUGGCACAAGAAAAUUUAAACUUACAAUCUGAGGUUUUAGGGAUUGUUUUGAAAAGGGAUAUAGUUUAGCUAGUUACCUGAGAAAAAUUACUCUAUGAAGAAGUCUUACUAGAAUGAAAUAUCAGUGUUAUGUUAUGUGUGAUCUUUGUAUCUGUUAACCCCUGGAUUCAGGUAACCAGAUAUUUUUUUCAGGUAAGCUAGCUGAAUUCUUCAGACUUAUUUAAUAACCAGCAACUUAAGCAUUACUUUGCAAUACAAUUUCAGUGUUUCUUGUGCCAGUAUGGACUGGUUCACUUAAGUUCUUGCAUGUGUAAAACUGGUUCUUAGCAUUACUUAGUAAGUAUGUAGCCGAAUGCAAGCUUGCAGAAUCCACCAAGGAUUGGAGAAGGGUGCUAUUAUGUUUUUUGUACUAAUUUAUUUGCAUCUCCUGUCAGUGUGUAUUCCUGAGACUGAACUUCCAGUCAUACAUAACCCAUCACAAAAAUCUACAAUUUGAUAUCUUGUCAAAAAAUAUUAUUUUGAUUACUUGCUAACAAAUUUAUUCCAUUUGUAACUCUAAGAGCUUAGUGAUAUUGUAAAUAGAACAAAAUUAAAUGAAGACCAACCAAAAAUAGGUUGGAGUACUAGUGGUUGAAAGUUUUCAGGUCUGAGUUUUUGGACGAGAAUCUUUCUGUAUAUACUUACUUAUCCAUAGCCUAACAUAAUUUUAAUUUUUUUUUUAAUUUUCUAACCCAUUCAUUUUAAAUGUCUACUUAAUUUAUUUUCUAUAUAAAUAUAUUAUACUUAGGUCAGUAUUUUUUAUUACUGAACUGUUGUUGAAUUUUACUUUUUAAAAUGAGCUGUAUUUAGUUGUUUAGGGACAAUGUACAACAGGUCUUUUGUAACAAUUAGGUUUAGUCUUACCUUAAAGUGUACAUAAAGGCCAGGAUUGUUUAAGCUGACCUUUCAAUCUUAAAUAAGGCUACUUCAUAUUAGUAAUUUUUUUAAUAUUCUACAAAUACAACUACAAUAACAAACUGUAUUUUAGUUAUUUGUAAUUCUAUGGCAAGUUUUUCAGGUGUGAGUGAAUAUACAGGUUUAUUUUGCAGUAGUUUUUUUUUUUAAAUAUAUAUAUAUAUAUAUAUAUAUAUAUAUACAUUUAGCUGGGAUACAUUUUAAGUAUAUUAUUUAAUAUGAAAACCAACAUGCAUGGUUUAGUUGGCCCCAGCUGUGUCUACAGUAGUUUUGUAUAUUUUUAAUUUAUAAACUAGGAUUAUUCACUCAAAUAUUACAUAAAUUGUUAUGGUUUAUUUGUAAACUAAACUAUUUUUACACAAGAUGAUUUUAUCUCGAAAGUUAAAUGUUAUAGGAAGAUUUAGAAAGUGACUUUGGAUGUUUUGUACAAUUUGUUACCAACAUAUAAGUUUAAUUUGU
Molecule: messenger RNA, 3411 nt
Organism: Macrosteles quadrilineatus (aster leafhopper)
Lineage: Eukaryota; Metazoa; Arthropoda; Insecta; Hemiptera; Cicadellidae
Product: zinc finger protein 583-like
Exons: 10
Coding region: 196-1977 (593 amino acids)
Biological process (GO): regulation of transcription by RNA polymerase II
Molecular function (GO): DNA-binding transcription factor activity; RNA polymerase II cis-regulatory region sequence-specific DNA binding
Source: RefSeq, a predicted model, not a curated record